UGGCUCCAUAAAGUUUGACCUCACCUCAUGAUUCCUUCACCGCCACGCUAACCUAAAAAAGUCUACUUGAGGUCAAAGUAACCUCGCAACACUACAACGACGACUCUCUACUUUCUUUUAUAAUGCUUAACAUUAUCACCUUCUUUUUCAUUUUUUUAAAAAAUAAUUUCCUCAGCUGCUGCUUACUUGUUCUGCAGUCUUAGCUGUAAACUCUGUUUAUAAAAACUCUCCACGAACUCUCCACAAACAUUGAGACAGAACAAAACAGAGGAGUUGAUUUUUAAUGGCAGAAGAAUCGUUUUGGUUCGUCUCUGUUUCUACAUCAACAACAUUUCUUGCCUUCGUCAUCAUCUUCUUUCUCGUGGGAAUAACAAGAAGAAAGAGAAGAGAGCCUCACAGUCUGCCUCCAGGAAGCAGAGGAUGGCCUUUGAUAGGUGACACCUUCGCUUGGCUCAAUGCCGUUUCCGGUUCUCAUCCUUCCAGCUUCGUCGAGCAACAAGUCAAAAGGUACGGAAGGAUAUUCUCGUGUAGCUUGUUUGGGAAGUGGGCAGUGGUAUCAGCAGACCCGGUUUUUAACCGGUUCAUAAUGCAGAACGAAGGCAAGCUGUUCCAGUCUAGUUAUCCAAAGUCUUUCAGGGAUUUGGUCGGAAAAGAUGGGAUCAUCACUGUCCACGGUGAACAGCAGAGACGCCUUCACUCAAUCGCAUCGAGCAUGAUGCGUCAAGACCAGCUCAAGACCCAUUUCCUUGAAGAUAUCCCCGCGGUUAUGCUUCAGACAUUGAGUAACUUCAAGGACGGUGAAGUCGUGCUUCUCCAAGAUGUCUGCAGAAAGGUUGCGAUUCAUCUUAUGGUUAACCAACUUCUUGCAGUGUCAAGCGAAUCAGAAGUCGAUGAAAUGUCUCAGCUUUUCUCUGAUUUUGUUGAUGGAUGUCUCUCUGUUCCUAUCAACCUGCCAGGCUUCACAUACCACAAAGCCAUGAAGGCAAGAAAGGAGAUUAUAAGGAAGAUAAACAAGACGGUAGAGAAGCUGUUGCAUAACAAAGAAGCAGAUACUGCUGGAAACGGUGUUCUUGGAAGGUUGCUUGAAGAAGAAAGCUUACCAAAUGAAUCCAUGGCAGAUUUCAUCAUCAAUCUUAUGUUUGCUGGAAAUGAAACAACCGCGAAAACAAUGCUGUUUGCUGUUUACUUCCUCACUCACUGCCCUAAGGCCAUGACCCAAAUCCUGGAGGAACACGAGAAAUUUGCGGGAGAAACGCUAACGUGGCAAGACUACAAGACUAUGGACUUCACUCAAUGUGUAAUAGAUGAAACACUCAGGCUUGGUGGGAUUGCAAUAUGGCUAAUGAGAGAGGCUAAAGAAGAUGUCUCAUAUCAAGAUUACGUGAUCCCCAAGGGAUGCUUCGUGGUUCCGUUUCUCUCAGCAGUGCACUUAGACGAGAGCUAUUACGAGGAAAGUCUUUCCUUCAAUCCAUGGCGGUGGCUUGACCCUGAAACUCAGCAAAAGAGGAAUUGGAGAACGAGUCCUUACUAUAGCCCAUUUGGUGGAGGAACUCGGUUUUGUCCAGGAGCAGAACUCGCUCGCCUUCAGAUAGCUCUCUUUCUACAUUACUUCAUCACUACAUACAGGUGGACACAACUAAAGGAAGAUCGUAUCUCCUUCUUCCCUUCUGCUCGUCUAGUGAAUGGAUUCAAAAUCCAGUUGAACAGACUGGAGAAAGAUCCUCAUUGUCAAUAAUCAACUAAACCAUAUCUUCACCUCUGUAGAUCUUUUUGUAAUGAUAUGUAUGUUUCACUGUAAAACGCAAGUGAUUUUUGUUGUCA
Messenger RNA from Raphanus sativus (radish), 1821 nucleotides. RefSeq names its product abietadienol/abietadienal oxidase. The record is from RefSeq and is a predicted model, not a curated record. NCBI's taxonomy places the organism in Eukaryota, Viridiplantae, Streptophyta, Magnoliopsida, Brassicales, Brassicaceae. Bases 284 to 1735 code for a protein of 483 amino acids. Gene Ontology annotation, biological process: sterol metabolic process; brassinosteroid homeostasis; multicellular organism development. Gene Ontology annotation, molecular function: heme binding; iron ion binding; monooxygenase activity. The transcript has 9 exons.